UCUUUGAUUACAUUCCAACAGGUAGUUAUGAACGAAAAUGCACCGCGUUGUGAAUUCUAUUGUAUUAUUUAACAAAAAUUUACAUAAUUAGUAAGCAUGUGUUACAUAAUCGUAAUAAGGGCAUACAGGCCUGGAGAUGAAUUGAGCUGUAGUGAAUUAAUUACUGAAAGUAUAAUGUCCUCUAGACAUACAGUGUUUAUUUCUAAUCUGUUUAAAGAGUUAACCUUUGAAUUGAUGGUUUUGUGUGCUGCAAUUAUGUUUAUUUUCUUUGGCAUGCCAUUCACAAUUUGCUUUCUCGUAAUUCCGUUUAUUAUUAUAGUUACCUACAUUAUGACCUAUUUAGGCUUUACUAUAAUAGCCAACGAAGUUAAUCAAGAAAUUCACAACAUAUCUAGAUUUUAUAUGGCAAAUGCAUUUUCAUGUUUCUGGGUGGCUGAAGCUUUUGAGCCUUAUUGGAUGACUCAAAGUCCUAAGGAUGUCCGCUAUAUGAUAAUGAAUGAGCAACAAUUCCGUGAGUCACACGUUGAUGUAUCUUCCAAAGCUAAAAAAAUAGUAGGAUCUAUUGGAUUAGUAAAAAGUCAUAGGGUUGAAAAAGGAGCUUGGAUUAAAAGACUUUGCGUUCGAAACAGUUAUCGACGUAAAGGCAUAGGAUCAACUCUUUUAAAUACUGCAGUGCAAUUUGCUAUUGACCAAGGAUACAGUUGUGCAGAUCUUGUAUUUUCAGAAUACACAGAUGGUUGUCGUGAGUUAUGUUUUAAGAAAGGUUUUGAGCUUAAACAAAUGUAUCACAAACCAAUUAUAGGACCAGUAGUUAAUGUUCUCCAAUAUGAAUUAACAUACCAGAUAAAACCAGAGCAUAAUUACUUUAUAAAUAGUUUUAAACAUAAAUAUUUUUAAUUCAAUAAUCACUGCAUUUUUUGCAUUUGACUGUUAUAUUAGAAAUUAACUUCUGAGAAUAUUUUUGUAUCUAAGUUUAGACUAUCCUUAACGAAUUGAAGAAUCUCAAUUUUUGGAUAAAUAUAUUUAUUCAUAAAAUAAAUUUCACAUUAUUUACAAAUUGCUUAAUAUUCUAUGAUUGUCCAGUGC
Messenger RNA from Chelonus insularis, 1086 nucleotides. RefSeq lists its product as uncharacterized. The transcript has 2 exons. The coding region runs from base 97 to 897 and encodes 266 amino acids. Lineage: Eukaryota; Metazoa; Arthropoda; Insecta; Hymenoptera; Braconidae. The record is from RefSeq and is a predicted model, not a curated record. Gene Ontology annotation, molecular function: N-acetyltransferase activity.